AUGGCAUCCUCCGUACAAGACUCUCUUACCGAGGCUUCGACAGCCGAGGUCACGAGGUCCUGCCUUCAAAAAUUGCAACAAUGCAUUCAUCAGCAAGAGGGCAAGGAGAAGACACAUCUUCAAACCAGACUUGCGGAUUUGAGGCUUUGGUCUGACAGCGUUGGGGCCACAGCUCGGGAGAAGGCUUCUCUAGAUGCAAGGUUCAAGCACCGGCCCGACGACAUCUAUUUCAUCCAAAGCCUCCUCCACAUGCUAGAGGGCUUUCUACGGGAAUGCCUCAUCGCGGCAGACAACGAUGCCCAUUUACGAAAUGUAAUCACCAACAUUGACUCGACGAUAGAUAGCCUGGCCUUUAUAGGCGUACAAAUUCGGCGGAGUGGCCGCAACUCUCGGCUUCGAAAGGUAGAUGGUUCCUUUGAGCGAAACCGGGACAAUUACCAAAAGCUCCGAGCACAUCUCGCCUGCGUUGUUGCGUCGAAACCAACCGAAGGCGGCAGGCCCGCAGACGAGGGGAAGGAGAUACACAGCAUGGAUUACUUUGCAGAACUGGAGCUCCCGCCAAUCCAGCAUCGCCUCGUCGAGGCAAACUUGCGACGGCGACACAGAUUUACCGAAGCGCAGCGACACUCCCAGGGGCUGCUAGACUACUCCACGAAAUCUUCUCGUCCCGUGGGAUCACAGGAAGUCUUCGCCUUGGCCAGGACGCAUCCCAACCAGAAAGUCAAGCCCAUGACCCAAAUUCGCCAGAUACAAGCGCGCGCGGCCGGUGCGGCAAAUGAAGCACCCACAGUAAAUGCAACGUCAGCUUCAGGCCUCGAUUCCAAAUGGGGAGGAUUUCGAAAUAGUCGUCGGCCGGGAUCGACAGUGACACGCAUCACGGCCAUCACAGCUUCAGCGACGUAUCCCAAGGCACGCGACUCGUUGGACCCGGACCAGAGACUGGUCAAAUGCCCCUGCUGCUGCCAGGCCAUCCCAACCACAGAGCUGGAGGACAGCCAAUGGAGAAAACACUUGGCGAAUGACCUGUGCCCGUACACGUGCAUCCUUGAGAAUUGCCCAACGCCGUACCAUCUCUUCGUAACGCAGCAGGAGUGGAACGACCACGUCAUGAGUGACCACCCGCCGCAAUGGCAAUGUCCUUGUUGCGGAGGCGACCCUCCCAUAUUCAAGUCCAUAUCCGGAAUCACGGCUCAUCUGAUGUCUGCGCAUCUGGACGCUGCACCUGACAGUCUCGAGGCCUUGUUGCAAGAAGCAGAACUAAACGUAAUGGGAAUAACGAAAUGCCCCUUGUGUGAUUCUGAAGGUCCUCAGGAUUCUCCAGACCUGGUUGAACAUGUUUUGCAGCACAUCCAUGACUUCUCGCUCCGUUCCCUGCCUUGGCCUGCCGACCCGACCAUCAGUCUUGACAAACCAGUUGGAACAUUCGACAUGGCGCACGCAGUCCGCCAUGGCAAGGACAGUGAGGGCGACGUAUAUAUCUUUGACGUCGCCGGAUGGGCUGAGACUCAAGCUCCAAGCUUCGACACGGACCGCGGGAUCAAACUCGUCUACGAUCCUGAAGGCAACCCGCUCUGUUUGGACAUCGUUGGGCCGCCAGACGAGACGACAUUAAUGGGCGAACAAUCACUACAACUCUGUGAAAUCGACCGGAACCCGCCAAAGGCUGACGCAGGGGAGUCAGCGCUGAUCGUCAAAUCUCAUAAAGAUUAUUUCUCUCACAAUGACUACUUCGUAGACGAACCCAGCGAUGGCCGGUUCCCCUCUCAAACAUCAUGCUCAUCGGAUAUACCAUCAAAUGAUGAGUCCCGGAUAGGUCCCAGCUACUUCCACAUGCUCGAGGCGGACAUGAGAGACAGCAAUGAUGGCCAGCCUAUGCCAUCAAGUCCCAUUGGACACGAGUCCCAGUCCUCCCUUCCCGUCAGCAAUAGUGUUCGGGAUGUAGAAGACGCCGAAUCAAUUUCAAGCGCCCCGGCUUGGCAUGAGUGGGCUCCCAUCCUCAGAGACUCGCUCUCCCCCGGGUAUUUCAAAACUUUCUUCGUUGAAGAGAGAGUGCUGGGGUGGGAUUGGAACAGUAUUGUUCGAUUGGUCCGCCACGAGAUCGAUGGUGCCUACUUAGGUUCCUUUGCCUGCAGGCAGGUGCCAGUUGGAGACGAUUACGGAUGGUUAGAGAAGUUCCUAAUCGAGGUCAAACUCCUAACCAAACUCUCUCACUCCAACCUUGUCUUGUAUCGCCACGCAUGGUUGGAGGAUUCCAACUUUGAUCCGAUUAAUUCCGACUUUGAUCCGAUUAAUUUGAACUUUCAUCCGAUUAAUCCUUCAUCCGUGACUUGUGUAUUCAUCCUCCAGCAAUACUGCAAUGUCGGCGACUUGAAGCAGUAUGUAAUGAGUGGACUCUCCACAGAGAUGAUGAAGGAGCAGUUCAUGGCUCAAUUAGGCCAGCCCGCCGAACGCGUGCUGUUCGAAUAUCAGCGUUCAACCCUGGCGCCCCCGCGCAGACUCCCGCCCGACGAAAUUUGCUCCCUAUUCAAGGAUAUCGCGUCUGGUCUGGCGUAUCUGCACAGCUUGAAUUACAUCCACCGCGACUUGAAUUCUAGUCACUGUCUUCUAAACCGUGAAGGGGGGAAACUCACUUGCCUGAUUACCAACUUUGGCAAAGUCCAACGAAAGAGCGCCAUUGAAGACCUAACUGGGGCUCCGCGCACCAUCUCCUAUUACGCCCCUGAGCUUCUAACACAGGAUGCUAGCAGUCAAUUUGGUAACCCGACCACGAGUUCAAAUAUAUUCUCCCUGGGCUUGGUUCUUUACUUUUUGUGUUUCAAUCGCCUGCCUUACAGGAAUACCGAGUACGUGGGGAAUGGUAUAUUCAAAGAAAGGAACGAGCUCCGCGCCGAAAUUAUACGCUGGAAGGGCUUCCAGGACGAGAACAGGGAGCGGCCGGACUUGCCAGAAAAACUCUAUCAACUCCUCAAGCGGACGCUAGCUGUUGAUCCCGCGGAGCGACCUACCGCGGCAGAAGUACUCAGUACCAUGGGCCCAGAGUCUAGUAGCCGGCGGAAGGAAUCGAAGAAAGGCAACACCAUGUUGUACACCCCAUCCUCGCCAGCCGAUGUCGAUGAGGGAUCCGAUAAAUUUCCCAACAACGAUCGGCCUGGCGCCGCGUUCUAG
Metarhizium brunneum ARSEF 3297 is the source of this 3165-nucleotide messenger RNA. RefSeq lists its product as uncharacterized. Lineage: Eukaryota; Fungi; Ascomycota; Sordariomycetes; Hypocreales; Clavicipitaceae. Gene Ontology annotation, molecular function: ATP binding; eukaryotic translation initiation factor 2alpha kinase activity. The record is from RefSeq and is a predicted model, not a curated record. Gene Ontology annotation, cellular component: nucleus; cytosol; cytoplasm. Gene Ontology annotation, biological process: protein phosphorylation.